Molecule: messenger RNA, 2197 nt
Organism: Telopea speciosissima
Lineage: Eukaryota; Viridiplantae; Streptophyta; Magnoliopsida; Proteales; Proteaceae
Exons: 6
Source: RefSeq, a predicted model, not a curated record
AUGGAGAUAAAGAAGGUGUGUAAAGACCAUGAGGUUAAUUUGGUAGGGCUGUUCGAAACCAAGGUUAAGUUGGAUAAUUGUGCUUCUAUUUUUCAUAGUUUUUUGACGGGUUGGAAGUAUUUGCAUAAUGGAGAUCUUGAUAACUCUAUUCGGAUCUGGCUGGGUUGGGACCCGAAUUUUUAUGAUGUGGUUUUGGUGCAAAAAUCCAAACAGUUCAUACAUGCUAAGGUGUCAAUUGUGGGUACCUCGGUGUUUUUCUUUUGUACUGUUGUUUAUGCUCUUAAUUCUGUGGUGGCUAGGAAGGAAUUGUGGGAGGAUGUUGGGGCUAUUUCUAGUGCCAUUAUUAACCCUUGGGCUGUUCUAGGGGAUUUUAAUGUGAUUCGAAGUAACAGUGAAAAAAUUGGAGGGUACCCUGUUCGGAUUGAAGCUAUGGAUGAUUUUAAUUCGUUUAUAGAUGGUGCUGGGCUUCUAGACUUGAAAUGGAAAGGGGAGGCUUUGACCUGGAAUAAUAGACAAGUGGGAGAUGCAAGAAUCUGUUGCAAGCUUGAUAGGGUUCUGGUCAAUUUAGCUUGGAUGGAUGUGUUUAGAUCCUCUGAUGCAACCUUUUACCCUCCUGGGCUUUCUGAUCAUUCUCCAGUGGUGGUGGCUGUGGGGUGGGAGCAGCCUAUGAAUUUGGCUCUUAAUCCCAUUCUUAAGUUUGCGGCCAGAUUGAGGAAUGUCAAAAAAGGGUUGAGGAGCUGGAAUAAGGAGUGUGUGGGGGAUGUUUUUCUUGUAGUGAAGGAGGCUGAGGCUGAGUUGUUUCAGAUCCAGAGGCAGCUUAGUGAGCACCCUGAUGAUCCGAAUUUGGUGCUAAUGGAAACACAGGCUAAAAAGAAAUUUUGGGAGGCUUUGGCUACUGAAGAGAAAUUUUUGAAAGAAAAGCAGCAUAGGAAGCACAUCCUGGAAAUUCAAGGGGAGAAUGGAGAUAUUGUGAAGAAUCCUAGCCAGAUUAAGGAAGAAGCUAUUUCUUUUUAUAAGAAAUUAUUUGGGACUGAUUCGGCUGACAGUGGUUUCUUUCCUAGCUCUAUUCCUUUGAAGCAUGGUCUGUCUCAAGCCCAUCAGGAAAGCCUUACUAGGAGAAUCUCUAAUAAGGAGAUUAUGGAGGUUGUGUUUGCUUUUAAGAAUUCUAAGGCUCCAGGACCAGAUGGUUUUGGAGCAGCCUUUUACAAGCAUUCUUGGGAGAUUGUGGGAGAAGAUUUGACUCUGGCUGUAAAGUGGUUUUUCAUGAAGUCUUACCUUCCUAGUUCGGUUAAUGCUACUUUUAUUAGCCUUAUCCCUAAGACAGGAGAUGUAACCUCAUUUAUGGGAUAUAGGCCUAUAGCCCUUUGCAAUCUCUUUUACAAAAUCAUUACCAAAGUGCUAUCCAAUAGGCUGCAAGGAGUGAUCGGGCAGGUGGUCAGUGACUGUCAGUCUACUUUCAUCAAGGGCAGGUCUAUAGUAGAGAAUAUUUUGGUUUGCCAUGAUGUGGUUCGAGGGAUUGAGCAGAAAGGCACUAGCCCCACAGCUAUUUUGAAGAUCGAUCUCCAUAAAGCUUAUGAUUCUCUUACUAGGAGGAGCAGACUUGAUGGAUGGAAGGCUUGGCUCUUAUCUUUUGCAGGGAGGCUUCAACUGUUGAACUCAGUCCUUCAGGGGUGUUAUAUCUAUUGGUCAGGACUCUUUGGUUUGCUUGGUGCUCUCAAGACAAUGCUGGAGUCUAUGUUCUCCAAUUUUCUAUGGGUUGGCCCAUCUCUUCAUCGUAAGGUGAGAUGGGCUGCUGUUAUUCCCAAAGCUUGUGUCUGGCCCAUACCUCCGGCAGAUUUGUUUACUUUGCAUUGUGAUGGUUCCUUGAGUGGAGAUAGAGCUGCUUAUGGGGGCCUUAUUCGCAAUACCUUAGGUGACCCGAGAGAGCUUCGCCAUAUGUCCAUUAGAUCUGAUUCGAAGCUGGCUAUUGAGAUUCUUACAGGUGUUUCCAGCUGCCCUUGGAGUGUAUAUACCUUGAAGUUCCAGAUUUUGUCCAGCCUAAACCAGUUGGCCCAUUAUGAGAUAAGGCAUGUUUGGAGGGAGUUGAAUCAGCCGGCGGAUUUUAUUGCUUCAAUUGAUCUUAGUGAUGGGGAGACAAUUUUAUAUCCUUCGAGUUUUGUUGAGGAUCUUAACCGGUUGAUUUAUGAUGAUGUCUCUG